AAUAAAUUGUUAUUUUCCAUAUAAUAAAUGCUCAGGUAAGAUACUCUGUAUAUGGAACAGUGCACUGAUACUUGUAAUGGGGAGAAUCACUUGAGGCUUCAGUGAUAUUUGUCUAGAAAGAGUUAAUUUUCCACAGCAUUUUAGAUGUGAAUUCUUUGAAGGUCUCUUAAGUGGAAGUUUGAGUUUUUCUGCUGAAGCAGUGAGUUGGCUUUAGGUGACGGUGUAGCUCAUUGUGUGGCACAGAGAAAAGACAGGCUUAGGAGAAGUCAGUGUGACAUUGAGAAUGAUGGAAACUGGCACAGAAGUUUAGGAAACAGGGAGAAGGGCACAAAGAGGAUGGGCACAUCAAAGAAGUUAUUAGUCUUUCCAAAUCACACGCCAGAAUAAUGUCAUACAUUGAAAGAAUGACAUUAUCCCAGAAAAUAUAGAGAGAUUGACAUGAAUUCCAGCUAAUUGGAAAAGAGUAGUAUUCACAUCUGCAUUAAGUGCAGUGGUAGCAGAAAGUUUGCUAGUAGGGAAAAAGAAAAGGGAGGAAAGUCUUAACUUUGAGGGGAAAAAAAGUCUCACACAUAGGCUGAGGGUAGAAUAAGGAGUAAUUUUGGAGCGCCUGCAUGCACAGUAGGAAGGAUGGGUACCUUGGGUUUUUAUUUUUGCUGUUUGAGAGUUUGAGGUGUUGACAGCUUGCUGGAGGGAACAAGGUGAGAGGACGGGUGAGAGGAAGAGAACUCAAUUUCUUAUUUUAAUUGAGGAAUAGGAAACUGCAGAUGAUGUUGCCUGUGGGUAAUAGGAGAAAGCUGACAAACUUUGCCCACAGAGAGAAGAGUAGUUGGAGUCAUUAGAGAUGCCAAGGGAGCAAGUGAGAGAAGUAGCAAAGUAAGCAACUGCUGCAGUGAUUAAUAAUAGCACUGAGCAGCUCAGAAGUGCCUUUUUGAAAUGUGGAGUGCUUUAGGAAGCAAGGAAUGGGAACUGGGAAGAUAUGAAAAAGUUCAUACUGUGGUCAUACAUUGCAGUGAACUUGAGCUUCAGAGGUAGAAGUGGAGAAGGUAGAAAGAAGGAAAAGUAAAAUGUGAAAUUAACUUCAUAAUUGGAAGUGUGAUGAGAAGUAUUCCUGUGCAGUGUCAAGAGUGGAAAGGGUGCAGGGGCAAGAGGCAUUGAGUUGAAAAGGAACUGAGGAAAUGAGCCAGGAAGAGGAACCAAGAAAAAGGACAACACAACAGAUGUGGUGUGGGAAUUUGGGGAACACAUCUGGACAUACAAAAAAGUGCCAGUCAUACUGCCCAGCCUGUCCUCUGAUGGUAUUGGAUGGAGAAAGAGAAAUUAAAAACAUUUGGGUUUGUUUUGUUGGUGGUUUUUUCUAACUGAGUAAUGAGUGCAAGAUGUCUUCUAAGUAUUUUCGAAGGAAAAGAGCUUAACUGCUGGAAAUUAAAGGAAGACUAAAAGGAAACUUCAGAUUAAGGAGUGUUUAAGGGUAGACUGAUUACUGAAGCAAAUAAAUACAAAUUUCAUGAAGUCCAAAGGCAAGGCAGCUGUGGGAUUUAACUGUCAUGGAUUGUCAUUGAGCAUGGAAGGGAGGAAGGCAGGAAGAUACCAGUGGCGUCUCUGCUGUCUUCAGCUCGUGGAACUGGAAGUACUGAUCAGAACUGGCAAAUGUAUGGUAUAACUAAAAAGCACUGCUACAGCCACCUGACUUCAACAUGCCAUGAUAACUUUGUGUGUUACUUGAGAGGAAAUUCUCAUCAACGAUGAAUGCACAGCACAAUGUGCCAUAUUACCUGUGCAGCACCCAAAUACAAAAGUAUUUUAUUGGUGUAUAAUGGAAACAUUUUAAUGCAGCUGUUCUUUAUAUAGGCACAGAAAUGCACCAAUGGAAUAAAAUAAUGGUUUAGUAGAUGGGAAUAACAAAGAUAAGUCUGUACAGCUCUGUGAAUACUUUUGUUGUUCUGGUAGUUGCUAAUGUUAUCUAACACUUCCCCGUUUAACUUCACUUAAUUAUCAGACCUGAUAGGCUUGAUUUCAAAAACUAUUUUUAUUUCAUGCUUUGUCCUGGUUCUGCUCUUAAGCUCCUCACUGGGACACUCUGUGUGAAAUUAUUUCCUAGUGAUUGGCAUGUCUUGUAGCACUUAGGUGUUUUCAAUGUUUUAUAACCACUGGUUAGUUAAUUGGGGUGGAAGGAUGACAGGUUUUUUUCAGGAAACAAAUUUUUGACAGCUCAUUGUUUAAAAUGAAGACUGACAGAAUACUUAUAGGAUCAUGCCAUGACUUUUCUUUUUAGAAAGGGCCAAAUACUGUUAGAAAUCUUCACUUGUGUCUUGAAUUAAAAUGUUUAUACUAGGAUUGUAAAAUUCCUAUGGUAUAUAUAACAGUUAAAUACUAAGGAAAGGAAAGUUACCUGCUGGCAUUUUCUGGAGCUGAUACACAGACAGCCAUGUGGCUUAAGUUGUAGUCUAGAUGCACUUAAUAGAAGUAUUAAGAUAAUAAACAAUUAACCUAAUACUGCCAACACUAAACCAUGUCCCUGAAUGCCAUAUCUGCUCCAUGGAUGGUGACUCAUGUGCUUCCCUGGACAGCCUGUUCCAGUACUUCACAACGCUUUCAGUGAAGAAAAUUGUUCUUAAUAGCCACUGUAAACUGCCUGUGGUACUAAGAGGCUGCUGGCUCUUGUCCUACUGGGGGACAAGAGUGACCCCCACCUCUCUACAACCUCCUUUCAGGUGGUUACAGAGAGCAGUAACGUCUCUCCAGUCUUUUUUCAAGGCUAGAGAAACUCUUGCCUCAGCUGCUCCUCCUGAAGUUUUUGCUCUGGGUCCAAUUAGCCAAGGUCUUAUAAAGUUUCAUCCGAAGCAACAGUACUGUUUGACUGCCGAAUGCAUUGAAGCUGCUGCUAGCAUCCUGAGCAAGAUAAAUCAAUCUGUAGAUCCAUGUGAGAACUUCUAUCGAUUUGCAUGCGAUGGCUGGAUAUAUAAUAACCCUAUUCCUGAAGAUAUGUCCAACUAUGGUGUUUAUCCCUGGCUGCGACACAAGGUGGACCUCAAACUAAAGGCAUUGCUAGAGAAACCCAUCAGCAAAAGACGAGACAGUGAAGCUGUACAGAAGGCCAAGAUCCUUUAUGCAUCCUGCAUGAAUGAGGAGAAAAUUGAAAAAGCUGAUGUGAAACCCCUGUUAAGUAUCCUGAAGCAUUCACCUUUCCGCUGGCCUGUGCUGGAAUCCAAUAUUGGACCUGAAGGACUGUGGUCAGAAAGGAGGUUCAGCUUAGUCCAAGCCUUGGCAACUCUUCGUGGCCAAUACAGCAGCUCAGUCUUCAUCCGUUUGUAUGUGGCUGCUGAUGACAAAAUCUCCCAUCGCUACAUCCUGAAGCUUGAUCAAGCAAGCCUCUCUCUGGCAUCUCGAGAGGAUUACCUAGAAAACACCACAGAAGCCAAAUCUUACCGAGAUGCCUUUUUGCAGUUCAUGGUUGAUACAGCAGUGCUUCUGGGUGCAAAUGCCUCCCGAGCUGAAUCUGAUAUGAAAUCAGUUCUAAAACUGGAAGUUAAAAUAGCAGAGAUCAUGAUUCCAUAUGAAAAUCGAACAAGUGAGGUGAUGUACAAUAAAAUGAACAUAUCGGAGCUUAGUGCCAUGAUUCCACAGUUUGACUGGCUGGGAUACAUCAAGAAGGUGAUUGACACCAAACUCUAUCCCGAGCUUAAAGAUAUAGGUCCUUCAGAAAAUGUGAUUGUCCGUGUUCCCCAGUACUUCAAAGAUUUAUUCAGGAUACUAGAAAAUGAAAGGAAAAAGACUCUUGCCAAUUACCUGGUAUGGAGGAUGGUUUAUUCAAGGUUAUUUAACCUCAGCAGACGUUUUCAGUAUCGGUGGCUGGAAUUUUCUAGGGUAAUUCAUGGGACUACAACUUUGCUGCCUCAGUGGGAUAAAUGUGUGGACCUUGUAGAAAAUGCCCUCCCCUACGUUGUGGGUAAGAUGUUUGUGAAAGCCCAUUUUCAAGAAGACAAGAAAGAGAUGAUGGAAGAAUUGACUGAAGGAAUUCGCUGGGCUUUUAUUGACAUGUUAGAAAAGGAGAAUGACUGGAUGGACUCUGAAACAAAAAGAAGAGCUCAUGAGAAGGCAAAAGCAGUUAUGGCGAAAGUCGGUUACCCUCAGUUUAUAAUGAAUGACACAUAUAUUAAUGAAGACAUCAAAACACUGAAGUUUACAGAAAGUGAUUAUUUUGGCAAUGUAUUGCAAACUCGCAAAUACGCAGCUCAAUCUGAUUUCUACUGGCUUAGAAAAGAAGUACCAAAAACAGAGUGGUUUACAAGCCCAACUACUGUAAAUGCUUUUUAUAGUGCAUCUACAAACCAGAUCAGAUUCCCAGCAGGAGAACUUCAAAAGCCUUUCUUUUGGGGAACAGAGUAUCCUAGAUCAUUAAGCUAUGGUGCCAUAGGAGUGAUUGUUGGCCAUGAGUUUACUCAUGGAUUUGAUAGCAAUGGUCGGAAAUAUGACAAAAAUGGAAAUUUAGACCCUUGGUGGACGACUAACUCUGAAGAAAAAUUUAAAGAAAAAACAAAAUGCAUGAUUAAUCAGUACAAUAAUUACUACUGGAAGCAAGCUGGCUUACAUGUGAAAGGGAAGAGAACUUUGGCAGAAAACAUUGCAGAUAAUGGAGGUUUGCGAGAAGCUUUCAGGGCAUACAGGAAAUGGAUUAGAGAAAAGAGGGGAGGAGAAGAAGAGCCUUUCCUGCCAGGCCUUGAGUUCACACAUAACCAGCUUUUCUUUCUGAGUUAUGCCCAUGUAAGAUGCAACUCCUUCAGACCGGAAUCUGCGAGGGAGCAAAUAUAUACUGGGGCUCACAGCCCUCCUCAGUUCAGAGUAAUCGGAGCCAUGAGCAACUUUGAGGAGUUCCGUAAGGCGUUCAAUUGCGCGGCGAACACGACGAUGAACCGCGGGGCAGAGUCCUGCCGGCUCUGGUAGCUGUCCCUUCUGCUCCUCUCUGGGAGACACUGCAAUGUGAACUGCUCCAGCCCACUGCCAGAGUUUCAGAGUGAUGGUCUGAAAUAUGGAGAGGUGUUACUUCAAGUGCUGAUGGUCUGCAUGGAUCUGGUCGUUCCUUAUUUAGAGCCUAGAAACUUUCCAAGUAGAAGAGCUUUUCUUUAAGUAUAAUAAUAAAAAGUAACUCCUUUUAACUAUAAAACUACUCCAGCUCAUCUGCAGUUGCACUGCUGUUGAUGGAUAACUGCCAUUAUCAAUUCUAGUUCCUGAUUUAUAGUUGAGCAAAACGUAAAUGCUAAAAUCCAGUUUUAAUCUAUUGCUCUGCAGGGGUUCUAUGCAGAAUGCUCCCACAGUAAAAUUUAUUCUUUCUGGAUGAAGAAAUUCAAGAGACCUGCUAUAAAGCCAGCUCUGAUCUGCUGCGUGAUACUGCAUUUUCAUAACUUAAGCUGUCACAGCCCAGCAUGCCAUAAAUGAUGUUGCAUGAUGUAAAGACACAAGACUUUAUAUAAGUUCAGUUUAAUAUGUCAGAUUAGUGCCUCUGGUUUUGGAACAGUUUCAAGCUGAGAAAGUACCUCAUGGUAUUCAUCUGUAGGACUAAAACAUAAAGGAUACUUGUCAGAUCAUGGCUUCUUCUAAUUUUAGAACAGCUUAUGAUAAAAAUCAAUGUAUGGUGAAAAUCAGAGGCACUCAGAGGGGAUUCCCAGCACCACGAUACUCAUAAAUAUUGCAGGAUUUAUUCUGGUUUACUGUGUAGGCAGUUUUUUCCCAGGGGAUGGUUUUUACCUUGUGCUGAAUAUAGCUUCAUCUACAUUUAUUUUUUUAAGACAGAAAUACUAUACCAGUUUUAAAUGAUGGAUUUUAUUGUUUCUGGGUCUUACAUGGAAUUUUAAGUAGUGUGUGUUUGCCCUCAUGUUCUGGAUGGGUCAGGAUGACUUGUGAUUUUCAGGUAAGAGUAUGUGACAGAAAAACAGAGUACCAGUAUCAUUUGACUUCUCUUGAUAAAAAGAGCAAUUGAGGAGUAGAGGACUUAAAAAUAUAGUAAAAAUACAGACCAGUUGAGUUUUCAAUUUGAUUUUUAUUAAGAAUAUUAAUGAAAAGAUAUUUUAUUACCGCAGAAAAGCUUUAACACAUAACUAUUACUGGGGGGGGAGGGUUGAGAUGGGUGGUGAGGGAGAAUGCACACACGGCUCUUUUUUCUAAUAAGAAAGGUGCCUAUAUGAGUGAUAUCUUUUUAUGCCUUGUGCAUUAUUUCAUUUUUACAUGGUGGAAUUAUUUCAAAAGGAGUUUCUUUAGACCGAUUUAAUUACUGCAAAUCCAUAUGGGUCUCUGUGUAUAUACAUAUAUACAAAAUAUAAUUUUUAUAUGCUUUUAUUUUAUUUUAUCAGCAUAGAAAUGUUAGUAAGAGAAACUUUUUUUUUUUUACAAGGAUUGGUCAAAUACUGUUGGAUAAGGACUUAGUUGGAUGGUCCAAAUGGUGAUGGUCAAUGGCUCAGAAUUCCAAGGGACAUCAGUGACAAGUGGUGCCCCUCAGGGGUUCAUACUGGAACCAGUACCAUUUAAUGUCUUCAUUAAUGACAUAGAUAAAGGGAUGAAGUGCACCCUCAGCAAGUUUGCAGAUGACACCAAGCUGAGUGGAGUGGUUGCCACACCUGAAGGAUGGGAUGGCAUCCAGUGGGACUUGGACAAUGAGAAUUGGCCCUUGGGAAUCUCAUGAGGUCUAGCAGGACCAAGUGCAAGGGGCUGCACCCAGCUCUGGGCAACUCCUUGUAUCAACAGCCUGGGGAUGAACAGAUCAAGAGCAGCCCUGCCCAGCAGGACUUGGGGGUGCUGGUGGGUGAGAGGCUGGACAUGACCCAGCAACAGGCAUUUGCAGCCCAAAACCAACAGUGUCCUGGGCUGCACCCAAAGCACUGAGGGCAGCAGGUCAAGGGAAGGGAGAGGAAGCCAGCAAGAUGAUCAGAGGGAUGGAGCACCCCUCCUGUGAGGAAAGGUUGUGAGAAUUGGGAUUGUCAGCCUGGAGAAGGGAAGGCUUCAGUGUGACCUAAAUUUCAGCCUUUGGUACAUGAAGGGAGUCUACAAGAAAGAUAAAGGGACUUUUCACAAGGGCGUGCAGUGACAGGACAAGGGGGAAUGGCUGUAAACUGAGAGUAGUUUUGGAUGUGAUGCUGGGAGGAAGCUCUUUACUGUGAGGGUGCUGAGGCACUGGAACAGACUGCUUGGAGAACUUGUGGGUGCCUCAUCCCUGGAAAAGUUCAAGGCUGUGUUGGAUGGGGCUCUGAGCAACCUGAUGGAAGUGCAAGGAGGUGACAUUGCCCAUGGCAGGGGUCUGGCAUUAGAUGAUCUUUAAGGCCUCUUACAACCCAAAUCAUUCUAUGAAUCUAUGAUUGUCCAACAGUCAUGGUGGAGGAAGGUUUACUGAAGCUAACUAACUGAAACAAAUCGGGUUAUUUUCCUGUGUGUCUUUAGAAAGAAGGGGGUCAUAAUGGAAGCAUAAUUUAUGGAAAAGGAUAGGAUCUCAGACUAUCUUCCAGAGUGAAGGAAGCAGACAUUCCUGUCCUUAAGGCUAUGUUGCCACUUUUUAGAAACAAAAUAUUGUGAUUUGGGACAAGAACAUUCUUUUAUCUUUUUUUUUCCUGAAAAAGCCAAAAUUUUCUUAAGAGGAAAGCAUUUUCCCUUCCUUCAUUCCAGCUCAGUUCCUGAGUUCCAUAGAUUAAAGUUUAUCAUUUGAAUUGCCACUACUAAAUCUUUUCCUGGAGGUAUUUUUCCCAUAAAUAAUGGUGGCAGUAUUUUCAUAGAGCUUUUCCUCAAACAAGAAGGUAUGGGUCUUUAGCAAAGGGAUACUGUUUGCUGCAUAAUGGGAAAGUUCCUUAGGAAACUGAGUAUGUACUGACUUCAUUUCAGUGCUCAUACAAGCACUGACAUGACUUGAUGUUGGCUGCUUUGGAUCAACAGCACAAAGUUCAGGGUUGAUGUCCUGGACCAAUUAAAGGUAGUACCAAUAUGGUUGUUGUCCUCAGAAAAAUCAGGACAUCAACUCAGGCACUUAUCUGAAUUUUAUAAAUUACUGGAAUAUGAAAAGACAGUUUCACAACAGUCAACUUUGUGCUUUCUAGUUUUAUCUCUCAAAUCAGAGAUGCAUUUGCAAGAAUUCCUCUCUCAUGGUGAUUUUCCAGUGGGACAGAUUCUGUCAUUUUGUGAUUUAUGAAGUUGUUUUUCUGUACUGGAGUGGAUUUUUUUUCUAAAAUGUCUGAUGUUUCUUGCCUUAAAAAUCACUCUUCCUGCUCCUUGUUAGGCUCAGGUCUUUCAUGUUUAAUACCAGGGAUUUCUGCACGGUAGUGUGUGUAUUCCCAAUGGCACAGGAGCCACUGCAAACUCUUUCAUCCUUGCUAGGCCAUCUCCUGCAGCAGGCAGGGGACAGGUCUGGGCUGGGGGAUGGUGGGAAGCUGGGUGUUUUGGGGCAAUGCACUAGGAGAGAGGAAGGGAGGGCAUGACCUGAUUUUGUACCCUGAUUUUGGCAGCUGAGAGGGUACCCACACAGUGCCAGGGGGAAGCCAGAACUCCUUGCUGCUGACUGGUACAUUCAUCAGUAGUAUCCUAAGUCAGGAAAUUCUUGCUGUUGACUCAGGUUCUCAGUGUCUGGGGUUUAGGUCUUGCCUGUGUCCACACAAGGAUCCUGGCCUGCCUCCCCUGCUGCUUUUUACCUCAAACCAAAGAGCUGAUCAUACAAUUUACAGCUUACUUUGGAUAAGCUGCUUAGGGACCAUUUGGAAAGCAAAGCAAAAGGUAAUUAAACAAGUUCUUAAAACUUUUGUCAUCAGACAGCCAAGACAUUAGUUUUGGUUUGUGAGGGCUCUGCCCAUUAUUUCUGUUUUAUCAGACCACCUGGCUGUGCUUUGUUUUUGUAUCGUGCCUCCUGGGUCUGUGCCAGCACUGCCUUCCUGCAUUGCUCUCAGGCUCACUUAUUACAUCUAUGCAAAAAAUCCUUCACCAUAUAUAUCCUUUUCCCAGAGCUUUAAAAUUGUUAUUCUGCUUAAUUGUCAGUAAUAUUUGGAAAUGUUUCUUCCUGUUGGCUCAGUAAUCUACUUCUUCUUCAGUGACCAGGGGGGGAAAGUCACCUAUGAAUGAAACCUUUUUUUACCUUUGUAAAUCUGAGGAGAUAUUUUUCUACUGUGUAGACAUAAAGAAACAACAUCUACUCCUGUCCUCCCAUGUUCCCUUCUUCAGGUCAUAGAAAUAUGGAAACCUGUUCUCUUCUAGUUAAUCUAGUCUAGAUUUUUUUGGGGUUUGGUUUUGUUUUGUUUUGUUUUGUUUAAGCCUGAAAUGCUAAAACACCAGUUUAUACCCUGUGAAUAUUUCUGCUGCUCCUAUUGUGGAAGACUUAGUCCUCAGAAAAGGCAGCUGCGCUAUUCACCUGUAUAAACUGCUUAGGUACAUAAAUGAUGUCCAAGCUGGGUCUGGAAAGGACCAGAAAACUCAGCUGAAUUAUAAAACUAUGCCUCAUGCCCUGUGCAGCUGGACUUCAUUAUUCUUUAGGUGGGAACACUAUCAUGUCACUAAUUUGUUGAAUAAUUUAUAAAAUAAUCAGGUAGGUCUGCAUAUAACUUUUCAUUGAGUAUUAUUCAACUACAGACUUAGAAGUAUAUCUCAUAACAAUGUUAUAUGUAUAUAAAUAUACACAUGUAUCUGUCAGUGAAAUGUUAAAAGCCUGACAACUCAGGAGGCAGAACUAUAGUGAUUUAAAAUGUCUUUUAAGUCUUUUUAAUCUGAUUUUUAUUUACUGCUCAGUCUAUUGUACAUUUGAAUUUUUCUGCUUGCAUAGUACAUUGAUUGACUGUUUUAAAGACAAUUGUGUCAGCAAAUAAAGCGAAAGUGAUGAAGAACUUUCCUAAUCUUGCAGUAUGGUAAAACCUGCUUGGCUUGGCACUGUCCAACUCUACAAUAUUGCUUCUAUAAUAUAUAGUCUUAAUGAGAUGUAAUAAAGAGCAUAAUGAUGUGG
This is a messenger RNA of Passer domesticus (house sparrow), 9955 nucleotides long. It is a transcript of the gene PHEX, whose product is annotated as phosphate regulating endopeptidase X-linked. Bases 2536 to 4941 code for a protein of 801 amino acids. The transcript has 22 exons. The record is from RefSeq and is a predicted model, not a curated record. Gene Ontology annotation, molecular function: metalloendopeptidase activity. Gene Ontology annotation, cellular component: plasma membrane. Gene Ontology annotation, biological process: protein processing. NCBI's taxonomy places the organism in Eukaryota, Metazoa, Chordata, Aves, Passeriformes, Passeridae.